Molecule: messenger RNA, 752 nt
Organism: Halichondria panicea
Lineage: Eukaryota; Metazoa; Porifera; Demospongiae; Suberitida; Halichondriidae
Exons: 4
Coding region: 35-433 (132 amino acids)
Source: RefSeq, a predicted model, not a curated record
CCCAACUAGUGUUCUAUAUUGACAAAGCAGCAAGAUGAAGGUGUUUGUGCUCUUUCUCACUCUGUCAGUUUGCUUAACAGGAGCUGUGGGUCAGACCACACAGAGUCAGAUAUCGUGUUUCUUUGACAGCCUCACUGAACUAAAUCAAAACUGCCUUGAGGCAUUCGGUAAUGCCUUCCAGAUUGGCGGAGAUAUCGAUCCUGUUGUCCUUCAGAACUUUUGUUCAAACAAAGAUUAUUGUGCCAGUGAGGUGAACGCUGUACUGAUGGAUAGGUGCCAGUUGCCAUUUAUUGAUGGGUUGUGCUCUAUGGAUGAUAAAGGACUCUGCCUUGCUCAAAAUGCAACUGUGUUUGGGGAGAUGGUUGGCCAGGUCAUUGCAGGACCAUGCCUAGCCACCAACUGUCCACAUGCAACUCAGCUGUGCACAAUCUGACGUACUGUGUCGAUGGAUUGUCAAAGGUUACUGCGGUGGCCGGUAUCGACAUUACCGAUCUACUGCCCUCUGGGUGCACGGCUCCAGUGUGUAAUAACACAUUGGGAGGAGGAGCUGCCCUGAUCAUUGCCAUGCCUCUGGCCAUUGUGAUGUCACUGUUGCUAGCACUGGUUGCUGUCCUGUAGAAACUGUGAUGUAGCAUCAAAACUGUGAUGUAGUAAUAGAGAACAGUGUGUAUAUAGCUAGGUUUUAUAGGUGAACUCUAAAAUUUGAAACAUUAAAUUUUUUGUAAUCCUGCGAAAAGACACACCAGCUCUCC